AUGGAGGAAAAGCCAGUGUAUUUGGAACGAACACGACUAAAACUUCAACUUGCAAAAAAUAUUCAUGAAAAAUUCGAAAUCAAAAUUUGUAAUAAAGACUUCAUUAUUUAUCCAAAUGUUUUCAAUCCAAAUAUUUUUUUCGGCACCGAAUUUUUAGCUAAAGAAUUAAUUACAAUAAUAUCUGAAUUUCAUGACAAACCACCGAAAUUACUCGAAAUUGGAACAGGUGCGGGUUACAUGUCAAUAUUAGCUGUGUUAAAUGGUGUAUCUCAUGCCACAUGUACUGAUAUCAAUAACAAUGCUCUUGAAAAUGCAAAAGAAAAUGCUAUUAAAUACAAUAUUAUCGAUCGAAUAACUAUUAAAUAUAGUGAUGUCUUUAGUGCAUUAAACUCUAAUGAUAAAUUUGAUAUUAUUUUCUGGAAUCAUCCAUUUGGUCAUAUUGACAAACCAGUAGAAGAACUAGAACUAUUAGAGCGAGCACUUAUAGAUCCAUUCUAUCAAUCUCUUGAUAAAUAUUUAAAGUACGCUAAUGAGUAUUUGAAUUCUGAUAAAGGACGAUUAUUUAUUGGCUUUUCAAUUACAGCCGGUUAUCAAGAAAUUUUUGAAUAUAUAGCAAAAAACUAUAAUUGGAAUGUUUAUCUUAGAAAUGAAAUAAAAUCAGAUACAAACACCGUCAUGCAAAUUGGUAUGUAUGAACUGACGAAAAUUCAAUAG
Rotaria sp. Silwood1 is the source of this 714-nucleotide messenger RNA. Lineage: Eukaryota; Metazoa; Rotifera; Eurotatoria; Philodinida; Philodinidae. The record is from the annotation of a GenBank genome assembly.